Molecule: messenger RNA, 1279 nt
Organism: Acyrthosiphon pisum (pea aphid)
Lineage: Eukaryota; Metazoa; Arthropoda; Insecta; Hemiptera; Aphididae
Gene: Fer1HCH
Product: ferritin 1 heavy chain
Biological process (GO): intracellular iron ion homeostasis; iron ion transport
Cellular component (GO): cytoplasm
Molecular function (GO): ferric iron binding; ferrous iron binding
Source: RefSeq, marked provisional
AUUAUUUGUUCCCCGCCGUCGUACGCAUUGUGUUUCAACGUUCCAUUGUGAGUACUGAGCUCGUAACUCGGCAUUAUUCGCCCAAAGCACCGACGCUCGAGCGCCCGUCAACAGAAUUUUCAUUUCUUUGGACCGUUUUGAGCUCCAGUCUCCAUUUUGAGCCUUCGUUAUACCCAUCAUUCGUCCGCACUCUGAAAUCAUGUUCAAACUCUCGCUGCUGUGUGUGGCAGCCGUUCUCGCUGUGGCCAGCCAAGAGGCGCAAGGAAAAAUGACCUGUAAACUGCCUCAGGUCCAAAUUCCAGACGAUUGGAUCACCAUGGUUGACCCAUGUACGAAAAAAAUGAAAGAGCAGGUCCAGGAAGAACUCACUGCAGCAAUGACAUAUUUUGCAAUGGGAGCACAUUUUUCGAAGGACACAGUGAAUCGUCCAGGAUUUGCAAAAAUAUUCUUUGAUAGUGCCAGCGAAGAACGUGACCAUGCCAUUAAAAUUAUUGGAUAUUUGUUGAUGAGAGGAGGUUUGACCAAAGACAUCAGUCAAUUAAUCCGUGACCCUCAACCUUUAUCUGAAGCAUGGACUGAUGGUUUAAGUGCAUUGAAAGAUGCUUUAAAAUUGGAAGCUCAUGUCACUCGUAAGAUAAGAGAUAUUGCCACCACAUGUGAGGAACCUGGACGUGAUGGACAAGAUUUCAACGACUAUCAUUUAGUUGAUUGGUUGACUGGUGAUUUCUUGACUGAACAAUAUGAAGGUCAGCGUGAUUUAGCUGGUAAAAUAUCCAAUCUUGGUAAGAUGUUGGAAGCACAUGGAGCUCUUGGUGAGUUCCUCUUUGACAAGAAACUUUUGAAUGGAGUUUCAAUUUAAUUUACAUUUUUAUGAACAAAAUAAUGAACUACCCUUAAUUAUGAACAUUACCCAAACAUUUUUUUUUUUUUUUUUUUUAUGUAAUUAUGUAAAAUGAUUACUAUUCAUUGAUAAACUUAUUCGUAAAAUUAACCAACUAUGGUAUUUUAGCAUAGUAAAUGAUAAAAUACAAUUUUAUUAUAUUUUUCACAAACAUAAUUUAAAAAUAAACAUAUAUUUAUUACUACAUUGUAUUACAUUAUUUUCUUUUUUUAAUAUUAUUUAAUUAGUGUAAAAUUAAAUUAUUAUUUAAAAUGUUGGCCAUAAUACCUACUUUUAAUCCAAUUAAACAUAUGAUAUUAUUUUAUUUGUAACUUUGUAAGUAAUUGUUGCACUCUGAAACUUAAAGUCAAUCACAAUAAACCAAAUUUGUAUCUUUUA